UGUGUACGUGGCACGGAGGAGCCGGGCCUUGCCACCCGGUGGGCCCGAGCUCCGGAAGGCCCCCUCGGCAGUGAGAGGGGCGGGGGCCGCGCGCUCUUCUCUCGCUUCGGCCUGCGCAACGCUGCGCUCUGGGCUGACAGAUGCAGACUCUUAAGAUGACAGGUGAUUCUUCUGGUGAUCGAGGACUCCCGGGGUCAUGACAGUGAUGAAAUGCAGGGGACCUGGUUGCCCCCAAGUUUCCUGGCAGUGUGUGAUACUGAGGAGGUGAGCUUGUUUCUGGAGCUGUGCUUUAAGAUUCAUGUUACAUGUAAAGCUGUCCUCAUUUGUGGUGGACCUAUGGAGUUGGGACAAUCUCUAUGGGAAGCAGAAGGCAAGACCCCAGUCAUUUUAGGUAGAAACAACAGCAUGCUAAUGCCAAAAAUUAUGCAAUGUGCUACUGAACUUCAGAGGCGAUCAACAGAAGAAGAAUAAAGACUAAUACAAGUA
Molecule: messenger RNA, 486 nt
Organism: Symphalangus syndactylus (siamang)
Lineage: Eukaryota; Metazoa; Chordata; Mammalia; Primates; Hylobatidae
Source: RefSeq, a predicted model, not a curated record